AUGCAAUCAGAUCUUCUUUGUGAUUUUAAUGACUUUGUAGAGCAAGAAAAGAUAUCAGUGCAAUCUGACGGGAAGUACUCACAUACAAAACAAGUUGCCACUGGUUUGGACUGUUUUACCAAAUAUUAUAAACAAUGUGAUAUCAUAACGUUAAAAAAGCUAAUAAACGAUGUACAAAUUAGCACAAAAAUGACACAUAAAGUCUUCGGACCGAUCAUUGGUUAUGCAAUUUCUCCGAAUAAUGGCUUACUUGUCUCUAGAGAGUAUCCAAGAUUAGGAACUCUCAACGAUGCGAUUUCAUCUAGAGAUCCAAUGCUUGAAGAUCCAACUAACAAAAUGAAAAUUAUACAUGGAAUUGCAUCAGCACUUUUAUAUUUGCAUUCAAACAAAAUUACACUAACAAAUCUAAACUCGUCAACAAUUUGGAUUGACGAAAAUUGCGAGCCAAUCAUAGGAGAUCUUAGUUACUCAUGUAUUGAUGGUCCUGACUUCAUGUCAAAUUUUGAAUUUGAUGAGAAAGCAUUUGUUUACUACUCGCCAGAGUGUUUGGCAAAUGGUACCAAAAAAGUUACUAACAAAGCAGAUAUAUUUGCAUUCGGAAUGGUUUUGUAUCACUUAUUAUCAGGAGAACCUCCUUCUCAGCUUUCAUCACGCGAAGAAUUGUAUGAGGAAAGGUACUACGGUGGUAGACCCCAAUUUGGUCCAAAUUUCCCACCAAUGUUUGAAGAAUUAAUUUCUAUGUGUUGGGAAAGUGAAAUUGAUCAGCGUCCUACAGCACAAGAAAUUAUCGAUGUCCUUUCAUCAUCAGAUUUGAUCUUAGAUGGCACAAAUAUUGAGAAAUAUAAUAAUUACAUUAAAAAAGUCGCAUUUACAAAAGAAGAUGAUGCAUUUGAAGUUCUUAAUAAAGAGAAAGCAGAUAUUAUGGAUUUACUCGAGCUUACAAAGACUACAUUUUCAGAUGCAACACUUGAAUAUCAAAAUCACUUAGAAGCAUUGCAACAAGAGAUUGAAGAACUGAAGCAAGGUAACAAAAAUGUACCAUCUUAUGAGAAUCAUGAAACUCAAAUUGUUCCAGAGAAAAACGAAAAGGAAGAAAAGAAUCCUUUGUUAUUACCAUUAAUUGCAUCAAGCUCAAUUGCUGCCUUAUCAGUUGUAGCUUUAUUCUUUAUGAAGAGAAGAAUGAAAUAG
Molecule: messenger RNA, 1188 nt
Organism: Trichomonas vaginalis G3
Lineage: Eukaryota; Parabasalia; Trichomonadida; Trichomonadidae
Product: protein kinase protein
Exons: 1
Coding region: 1-1188 (395 amino acids)
Biological process (GO): protein phosphorylation
Cellular component (GO): plasma membrane
Molecular function (GO): ATP binding; protein kinase activity
Source: RefSeq, a predicted model, not a curated record